Blastocystis hominis is the source of this 908-nucleotide messenger RNA. RefSeq lists its product as hypothetical. The coding region runs from base 162 to 908 and encodes 248 amino acids. NCBI's taxonomy places the organism in Eukaryota, Bigyra, Opalinata, Blastocystidae. The record is from RefSeq and is a predicted model, not a curated record. The transcript is spliced from 4 exons.
CGCAGUGCAGCGUGGCUGCGCGAGUGGCGCUGCUGGAGGAGCAUCUCUCCGCGCUGGUGGGGUCGGAUUUGUUCGUCACGGGGAUCAUCAACCCGCUGAACGAGCAUCCCGCGCUCCCGCCCUCCCAUCUGGCCCGUCUCGCCGACGCCGCCAAGGCCCAGAUGGAGCAGGCCGUGGGCUCCUCGCUCGCGCAGCGCCUGCAGCAGCUCGAGGCGCAGGCGGAGCAGGCCGCGGCGCGCAGCAGCCAAUUGGAACGCGAGGUGCUGGACCUCACGCAGGCGCGCGCCCAACUCGCCGCCCAACUCCGAGCGCGGAAGGAAGCGCUGGAGCUGCGUGCGGGGCCUGGGGACGAAGAAGGGCGGCUGCAGCAGGCGCUGGAUCGAAAACGAGGCGAAGUGAAGCAACUCACGCGAGAGACGGCCCAGCUGCGAAAGGAGGUGCAGGAACUCCGGGGCCGGUCCGAGCAGCGCGGAGGCGAAAAUAUCGGAAGCGAAAAAUACAGAUUGAUGAAACGAGCUAUCCGAAAGGCUGCGGCGGAUCGGAUUACGCAGCAGUUAGACUCCCUGCUGGUGGAAGAGACGAAUGAGGAAGAGGAGGGACAAGAGGUGGGAGUUUCAGUGGAUGUGAAACCCGCGGUGCUGAUGCAGGCGGUGAACAUGACGGUAUUCGAUCCAUCAAAGAUUUUCCCGUCCACAAAGAAGGAGAAACAAGAAUUGGUCGACUACACGAAGAGAGUGUCUGGAUUAAUUCGCAUCCACCAGAAGAGAGGGUGGAAAAAGCCGAAUGCUUCAUCUCAGUUGGUUUCAAGUGUGAAAGUUCCAUCGGGUCUCUUACCAACCAUGGAGCCUCGGAUUCAGUUGCUAGUUUCAGGGAGUGAGUUAAAUCGCAUUCACAAUUUGUUACUAUGA